Messenger RNA from Scomber japonicus (chub mackerel), 358 nucleotides. RefSeq names its product CD5 antigen-like. The record is from RefSeq and is a predicted model, not a curated record. Gene Ontology annotation, cellular component: membrane. The transcript is spliced from 4 exons. Bases 23 to 358 code for a protein of 111 amino acids. Lineage: Eukaryota; Metazoa; Chordata; Actinopteri; Scombriformes; Scombridae.
GAGACAGACGGUCUACCUGGUCAUGGAUCUCCUGCUGAUGCUGUUGCUGUUGCUGUGGAGCUCAGGACUCCAGGCUGAAGAUAAACACCAAUCAACAGAGCCUGUCAGGUUGGUGGGAGGAGCCAGUCGCUGUGCAGGUACACUCGAGGUGAAACAGGGAGAGUGGAGACCAGUGAGUGACUCUCGCUGGACCCUGAAGGAUGCAGCUGUUGCCUGCAGAGAAUUGGACUGUGGCUCUGCUGUUUCAACAGGAAGCAGAAAGGAGUCCUCAGACAGACCUGUAUGGAGGAUCAGACGUGACUGUCUUCAGUCUGGAUCUGCACUGAGGGACUCAAAGGAUUACAGCGCCAGUCACUAA